This is a messenger RNA of Globicephala melas (long-finned pilot whale), 5669 nucleotides long. It is a transcript of the gene RNF169, whose product is annotated as ring finger protein 169. Gene Ontology annotation, cellular component: nucleus; site of double-strand break. NCBI's taxonomy places the organism in Eukaryota, Metazoa, Chordata, Mammalia, Artiodactyla, Delphinidae. Gene Ontology annotation, biological process: double-strand break repair. The record is from RefSeq and is a predicted model, not a curated record. Gene Ontology annotation, molecular function: ubiquitin-protein transferase activity; nucleosome binding.
AUGGCGGCGGCAGGUCCGAGUACUCGGGCCUCUUCCGCGGCGGCAGCGGCAGCUCUGAAUCGGCGGGGUCGGCGGGGCCGCUGUGACGAGAUGGCGGCAGCCAAGACUGGGACCCCGGGCCCGGCCUCUGGCCCCGCGCUGCUGGUGUUGCCGCCGCCGUUGCUGCAGCCGCCGCCACCGCCGCGGCCGGAGGAGUCGGACUGCGCUGGGUGCCUGGAGACCCCGGGGGAAGCGGCGGCCCUACCGUGCGGCCACUCGCUGUGCCGAGGCUGCGCCCAACGCGCCGCCGACGCGGCGGGCCCGGGUUGCCCGCGCUGCCGCGCCCGCGGCCCGGGCUGGGCCCGCCGUCGGGCCCGCGACAACUGGCAGCCCGACGCGGAGGUGCUGGGCGAGCGCGCCCGCCGCGGCCCACCCGAGCGCUGCCGCUCGCGUCGUGACGGGGGCGCGGCCGCCACGGGGCCCAGGCCCGAGCAGGAGACGCGCGGCGCGCCAGCGGAGCCAGAGUUUAUAUUCAGAGCACCAAUCAAAUUAAGCAAGCCUGGGGAACUUCGUGAGGAAUAUGAAAGCCUGAGAAAGCUGAGAGAAGAAAAGUUACAAGAGGAGAAAACCUCUGAAGAUCAAAUCCACAGGCUGUUACCAGAGGAUACAGAAAUGGGAAAAAGGAAAAUGGAUGAACAGAAAAAAAGAGAUGAGCCAUUAGUACUGAAGACAAAUCUAGAGCGUUGUCCUGCACGUCUCUCAGAUUCAGAGAAUGAAGAACCUUCUCGAGGCAAGAUGAUACAGACACACCGCUCGGCAUUUGUUUCCAAGAACAACUCCUACUCCUUAUCUUUCCUGGCAGGGAACCUAAAUUCCAAGAUGGAAAGGAGUCAGAGCUGCAGUGACACUGGUCAGGACAGAGUGAAGGGCAGACUGAGAGCAGCCCCAACCAGCAAAGCCAAGGUCACAACCAUGACCCCAGCCUCCAACCCUAUCAUUGGUGUCCUCUUGUCCACCCAAAACAACCGCUGCCUCUCAGCCCCUGACUUAACCAUUGAAAAGCGUCUGCCCUUCAGCUCCCUCUCAUCCUUGGCUUCCCUGCAUAAGCCAGAGCGCUCCAUCAGCCCUGAGAGCAACGACAGCAUCUCCGAAGAACUAAACCAUUUCAAGCCCAUUGUCUGCUCACCAUGUACUCCUCCCAAGAGACUCCCUGAUGGCCGUGUACUGAGUCCCCUCAUCAUCAAAUCAACACCCCGCAACCUAAACAGAAGCCUGCAGAAGCAGACUUCUUAUGAGGCCAGUCCACGGAUCCUCAAAAAGUGGGAACAGAUCUUUCAGGAGCGGCAGAUCAAAAAGACCCUUUCGAAAGCCACCCUCACCUCCCUGGCUCCAGAAACAGGGGAAGACUUACUCGUCACUGAAGUUACCCAUUCUAGCAAGGAGAAGCCACUUCUGGCUUUAAAUACAAGACUCUCCAGUGGGCAAGUACUCUCUGAGUAUACAGGACCUACCCCCACUGACCUUGAUUAUUUCCCCUCUGUUAGCCAGACAAAAGCAGAGCAGGGCAGUGACAGUAAAAGGAGCACUGAGAUCCCAUUAGAAACCUGCUGUUCUUCAGAACUCAAAGUGGGAGCCAGUGGGACUUCUUUGGAGAGAGAGCAGUUUGAAGGGUCAGGGUCAUCCCCAGAUGCCAAGUUAGAUAAAACCUGUAUAACAACAGCUAUGAAAAUCUCAGCAGUUAGUUCAGUGCUACCUAAAAACAGUGUUUUGGGCGGGGUCCUCAAAACAAAGAAACAGCUGAAGACAGUGAAUCAUUUUGAUCUGCCUAAUGGUGUUCUGGCAGACAGCCUAGGUGAGGAGCCACUUCCUUCCUUGCGUCGGGGCAGGAAAAGACGCUGUAAGACCAAGCACUUGGAACAAAAUGGCUCCCUUAAGAAACUGCGACAAAGCAGUGGUGAGGUGGGUCUGGCCCCAGCAGACCCAGUACUGCGAGAGAUGGAGCAGAAAUUGCAGCAAGAGGAAGAGGACCGGCAGCUCGCUCUGCAGCUGCAGCGCAUGUUUGACAAUGAGAGGCGGACUGUGAGUCGGCGAAAAGGAAGCAUGGAUCAGUACCUCUUGCGGUCCAGUAGCAUGGCUGGGGCCAAGUAGCACCCGACGAGCAGCGUUACCUAUUUUUCAGAGGUCUUUGGGCUUGAUCAUUUACCCUGAAGAAAUGAAUGUUCUCACUUUGGGUUUCUUUUAAUGGCAAAACACUGUCUAGCAUGAUUCUGAGAGGUCUCGGGCCUUUGUAGUAUAUAUAGCCAAGGAAGCUGCAUCUCUGCCCCCCUGUGACCCGGGCCAGAAGCGCUCCUCACCCCCUAAGUGACCCACCCCUUAGGGCGUCUGGGCCAAAUCUGGCAGCCCCUGCUUGGGGUGAGAUUCAGGAGCACAAUGGCCGGGGUUAGAAAUGGUAGAGGAAAAGGGGACACCUUCUCAAACUGACAGACCUCCUGACUUCUUUCAGCAGGUGUUGUUUUAAAUCAGCCAUGCAGAUAAAAAUUAGUUCCAUCUUUUUUCAAAGAAGUGGAACAGUGUAGUUCUUUGGCAGAUCCAUAAAGAUUAUGUUCCCCCUUCUUACCCUUGCCGCAAGUAAAUAUUCCUAAUUAAAUCAGUUUUUAUGCUUCUACAAAAGUUAAUUUACAUUCCUUGUUUAAAAAAUAACAUUUGAUUAAUGCUAUAUAGUUGACAGACCACAUUCAUAGUCAUUGUUUAAUUUGGUCUUUUCAGGAGACCUAACAUGUAAGUGGUAUUAGUCCCAUUUUUAGAUGAUGAAACUGCAGUGCAGAUGUUCAGUUUCUCUCAACUACUAAGGGCAUAGCCCAGACUGACUGCUGGGUCUCCCAACGACAAAUCCCAUGGAUUUUCCACACUUAAAGAGGUUGCCAUAAUGGACAGCGAUCCAAGGACGUACCAGGGGAGCCUAGAGAAAGCAAGCUGGGCUUUGAAUGCUGAUUGUGCAAAACCCACAUGCAGAUAAUUGAGAUUGACUGGAAGUGUAAACAUAUACUGUGCAAUUAUCCCCAUCCCUACAGUGUACAGCCUUCUGUUUUCCUGGGGUUCCACUCUGUUAGAUAAACUACAAUUGGACUUCAUUGUUACUCUCCAUAUGGCCAAGAGUUAUCUGCAGUGUUGAUCUAAAAUCCAGAAAAUUUGCCCAGAAGUCAGGCAAGAACAGUACUGAAACUCCCUACUGUGGAAACAAGGAAUCUAGCUGGAUACAGCUGGUAAAUUCAGUCCCAUGGACCUUUGGGGUUUAUUUUCCUUAGCAGCUGACACCAUGUGUCUUUUGCAUCUCUGGUGGUGCUUGGUGCUUCUGCCCAUCUGGGCUCAUUGAAAGUAGGGAUUAAGAUACGAUUUUAGGGAAUCUCAGGUGGCCUGGCAUUCCCUGUGCAUGUAUGAGCUGUUACUAUAAAGUCAUGUGACUGGCAUUUUAACAAACCUUUCAGAUCUUAUAUAUCCCAAUGUAUGUUGUUCCCCUCAGGUGGCCUCAGCAGGAUGCUGCAUAGUUUUUCCAAUGAUGUUGCCAUUGGUGAAAACAUCUCUGGAACUGUCCUCAAAGUCUAGAGACAUCUAGACAUCUAAUGUUCGAACUGCAAAGGACGUUAAUGGUCAUCUAUUCCAACUUCCUCCUCUUACUAAGGCAGAAGCUAAGAUCCAGAACGACUCACUUAUCAAGAUCGCAAAGGAUUUACUAUAUCACCUACUUUUGCUUCUUCUCAGAUUUGCCUCCCUUCUUCUCGGCAAAUCUUUCAUCUUUGGGGUUAUAGGAAAGAGAAUUUUAGUUUGAAACUAGUCAGAAGCUAUUUGAAGCUUCUGGAAGAGAAGGUAGGUUACCUAGGGCUUGGAGUCAGAAAUGAGGUGCAUCUGUAAAGCAGUCAGAGCAGUUUUCUUGGGCAGCUCAUAAACAGUUCCCAAAGAGGAGUUCCAGAGAUGUCUGAAGUAUUUUGGCAAUCACUGAGAUAUGUGGAACCUCCUCAGUGACUACUUUGGUGGGGAGUGUCACUUACCUGAAUGUAUGUAUUCUGUGUUCUGUGUGUUUGUGCGUGCACACGUGCAGAUGUUUGUUUAGAAAAUAUACAUCAGUACUUUAUAUUCAUACCACUUCAGUUUUAGGUCCUACCAGCAACAUACGCCCUCCAAAGGCUGCUGGAGGGCAUAUUGGUGCCCAAGAUAGAAGAGCUGGCACUGGUUUGUAGAGACAGGGAGGGUGACUUACUAAAUGCCCUCAGAGAAGACAUCAGUUACUGCCAUUUCAUGGAGUUCCUUUUCGAUCUUAGUAAAUGUUAUUGUAAGGCUAGUCUCAUUGGUAGUAGCAAAGACACUUAUUUUUCCACUUGUCACCUUUUUCUAUAUCUUCAAUCAUUUGAAAAACACUCCAGUUGGAACUGAUUUUUGUUUUUGGAAAAAAGAUAAAUAUUUUUAAUAGAAAAGAUAUAUAUUUUAAAUAUUUCCCCAAAAUAAUACUUUCAUUUUAAGAAAUUGCUUAGCAGUAGCAACAAGUUUUAGCAUCAGAUGCAGAGUGAAAAUUUCUUGUUAGGCAAAUAUUCCAACAGCUGGAUCCAGCUUACUGACCACCUACUGUGGAACCUCGAAUGGUACUGACAGUUGUAGUUUCCAAACUUCCAGCUGAGCAGCAGUCCUUCAAAUAUAGACAAAGCAGUUUAGGUUAAGGAGGGAGGAGGCUUAAUCUUUAAUCUUCUUGGCUUUGGAGGAGGGUAAAACCACUAAGGUAUUAUCUGUAUUUUAGGAUGCUUCCCAUACUUAACAACUAAAACCUGAACACUUAUUUCUGGAAAAUUUCCCUCUCCUGUUGCUUGAUUGUGAAGUUGGUCACAAAUGGAGUUGUUGACGUGAAUUCUUUGGAGAAAAAGACGAAUGAAAACGAUGGGGAGGGUUUGUGAGCUAGAAUGAAAGAUACACUAUCUCAGAAAACAAACAUUUCUCACAAGUCACUGGACUCUUGAUUCACCAUAGAAAUUUCCCAUGUUCUUCUAACUCUGUUCCUUGUGUAUAUGCUUUCUGUGUUUUUUCUUAUUAAAGGGGAAGUUAUGAGAGGUUGGAGGGUAGAGGUCAUUCUGAUGGGUAAUCCAAGAAAUGUAAUGCCCUAAGAAGGGGGCUCUCAGCCCUUUUUUUAUCAAGUGGGAAAGAUACUUUGGGAACAUGUUCGUGAUCCGUUGAUUGUAUCUGCUGAAAGAAGUCACCUGGGCCUGUUGGGUUAAUGUCAGAUCUGGGGAUUAUGUAUCUAGCCCUUGGCCCCUUUCAUGUAAUUGCCUCUUUUUAGAAGGCUUCUUGGCUGAAGCUUCCCAGGAAAACCUUUUUUAAGUGGCUUCAUUUAUUUUUUAAAAUUUAAUCUUUAAAUUUUUGCCUGGAGGAAGCAUUGGUGAUGAAUGCUUUCUGUGUGUUUUGUUCAUUUCCUCUUAAAGAAAAAUGCCCUUAAGAGAUUAAAGCUGCUUAAUUAAUUGCUAUGAUAUUACAAACAGACAAACUAAGAUGGAAAGUUGCCAUUGUGCUUGACUGGUGAAGCUGAUGACCGAAGGCUGUGCCGUUUGUCCUUUUUGUUCCAUUUGACAGAUAUUUCCUGAGCUUCGAACUUGUGCCAACCCUGUGCAAAGUCAUGGAUAUAAAGAUGGAAAGGACAGUCUUGCUCUUGA